Vicugna pacos (alpaca) is the source of this 2691-nucleotide messenger RNA. Lineage: Eukaryota; Metazoa; Chordata; Mammalia; Artiodactyla; Camelidae. The record is from RefSeq and is a predicted model, not a curated record.
AUGGAUGGGCUUCACUGUGGGUGUGACUUCAUGGAAAAAAGCGAAAAACAAAUGCUGGAAGAAACUGCAUAUGAAGAAAUUGAAAGGGAUUUUCAGCAUGUUCUCAGGGAACUUUCAGGAGACCGAAGUCUGGAGAAAUUUAAGGUUGAAUAUGAGAAGCUUCAUGCUGUCAUGAAAAAGUCUUAUGACAAUGAAAAGCGUCUGAUGGCCAAGUGCAGGGAACUGAACGCAGAGAUUGUGGUUAAUUCCGCGAAGGUCGCCGCUUCCCUAAAGCUCUCUCAGGAUGAUCGGACCACCAUCGUAACCCUAAAGAAGGAAGUUGAAAAGGCCUGGAAGAUGGUGGACACAGCCUAUGAUAAAGAGCAGAAGGCAACGGAGACGAUUCUUGCCCUGAAAGAGGAAAUCGUGAACCUAACCAAACUAGUCGAGCAAGGAUCUGGACUGUCUACGGCCCAGGAUAGCAACAUCCGAGAUUUGCUGAAGUUCAAAGAAGAAGUGACCAAGGAGAGAGACCAGCUCUUGUCUGAAGUGGUGAAAUUACGAGAGACCUUAGCUCAGAUCACUGAGCAGCAGCAGGAGACGGAACAGAGCCGGGAAGAGGCCCAGCAGACCAUCAGUCAGUUCCAACAGGAAAUCCAGCAACGUCAGAAUGAAGCUUCGCGGGAGACUCGGAAGAAGGAAAAACUAGAGAAGGAGCUCAAGCAGAUUCAGACAGACAUGGACACCAGGCAGACGGAAAUCAAGGCCCUGCAGCAGUACGUGCAGAAGAGCAAGGAGGAGCUUCAGAAGCUGGAGCAGCAGCUGAAGGAGCAGAAGAUACUGAAUGAGAGAGCUGCAAAGGAGCUGGAGCAGUUUCAGAUGAGAAAUGCUAAACUUCAGCAAGAGAACGAACAGCACAGUUUGGUUUGUGAGCAGCUAUCUCAGGAAAACCAGCAGAAGGCGUUGGAGCUCAAAGCCAAGGAAGAAGAAAUCCAUCAGAUGCGCCUGGACAUUGGGAAGCUCAACAAAAUCAGAGAACAAAUCCAUAAGAAGUUGCAUCAGAUUGAAGAUCAAAAGGCAGAAGUGGAACAGCACAAGGAAACUCUGAAAAAUCAGAUCUUGGGGUUAGAGAGAGAGGUGGAGGCUUCAAAGAAACAAGUAGAACUUGAUAAGAAGGCAAUGGAUGAGCUUCUGAGAGAAAGGGACAUAUUGAAUAAGAAUAUGCUUAAGGCAGUCAGUAAUACCCAGAAACAGAUAGACCUGGUAAAGCUCCAUGAACAAGCCAAGAGGAACCUGGAGGAAGAAAUCCAGAACUACAAAGACGAAGCACAGAAGCAGAGAAAGAUCAUCUUUCAACUGGAAAAGGAGCGAGACCGGUACAUCAAUGAAGCCAGUGACCUUACCCAAAAGGUCCUCAUGAACAUGGAAGACAUAAAAGUCCGUGAGAUGCAGAUUUUUGACUACAGGAAAAAAAUCGCUGAAUCAGAGACUAAAUUAAAACAACAACAGAACCUGUAUGAAGCUGUGAGAUCAGACAGGAAUCUGUAUAGCAAAAAUCUGGUUGAGGCUCAGGAUGAAAUAACAGAAAUGAAGAGAAAGUUAAAGAUUAUGACCCAUCAGGUAGAUCAGUUGAAAGAAGAAAUCUCGGCGAAGGAGUCAGCCCUUGUGAAGCUACAUCUGGAACAGCAGCGGAUUGAAAAGGAGAAGGAAACGUUGAAGGUACAGAUCUCGAUGAUAGAAAGAGAAAGGCUGGUUCGUUCUUCACUCUUUCCUAACAGGCAAUCCCCCGAAGUGGCUGAGCUGCAGAAGCUGAGACAACAAACCCUGGAGACCAAACACUUCAUUGAACAGCAGGAAGCCGAAGAGAGAAGACUGCUGCGAAUCAUUGUCGAGGCCGAUGGGGAGAGGCUGAGACAGAAGAAGGAGUUAGACCAGGUCAUCAGCGAGAGAGACAUCCUUGGGUCACAGCUAGUUCGACGCAACGAUGAGUUGGCUUUGCUGUAUGAGAAGAUCAAGAUCCAGCAGUCCGUGCUGAACAAAGGCGAGAGCCAGUACAACCAGAGGCUGGAGGACAUGAGAAUCCUCAAGCUUGAGAUCAAGAAGCUACGCCGGGAGAAGGGGAUCCUUGCCCGGAGCGUGGCUAACGUCGACGAACUCAGGCAGGAGCUUUUUCACACGCAGAGAGAGUUCCUGAAGGAGAGGACAAGAUGCCGAGCCCUGGAGGAGGAGCUGGAGAACCCCAUGAACGUGCACAGAUGGAGGAAGCUCGAGGCCAGUGACCCCAGUACCUUUGAGCUGAUUCAGAAAAUUCAUGCCCUGCAGAAGCAUCUCAUCAGCAAGACGGAAGAGGUGGUUGAAAAAGAGCUGCUCCUCCAGCAGAUGUAUGGCUGGUAUCUGCUCAACUUACAGCUUACUGAGCCUCCGUACCAGGGCGCCUGUGGUUCCUGGGUAAAUCAGACAGACUCGAUCCUGGCUUUGAUGGACCUCCUGGUUCUGCAGCCACAGUGCAGUGCGACAAGGUUGCCCCCGUGGGACUGGGCUGCUUCUGAAAACAGGGUCCUUCACUUGUUCCCAGUCCCACCUCUGAGGAAGCCCUGGCCGGAGGCAGAAAGGCUGACUCCGCAGGCAGUUGGGGUGGAAGCUGCCCACGUGUUCCAGGAACUGAUGGCCAUCCCACUGCGCCAGGCAUUUCAGCUGCAGCUGAAAGUUUGA